AUGGAAACCGAAAGUCCAAAACCAAUUCCGGCCUAUUACUGUUGUUAUCUCCUCCGUUCGACCGUUCGACACGCCUCACUGUAUAUCGGCUCGACGCCAAACCCGAUCAGACGGCUCCCACAGCACAACGGUGUCGCCAAAGGUGGGGCCAAGCGAACCGCCAGAGAUAAAUUACGCCCCUGGGAAAUGACCCUUGUUGUAGAAGGUUUCACGAGCAGAGUCGGCGCGUUACAAUUUGAAUGGGCUUGGCAACACCCGGAAAGGUCCCGGCAUCUUGAAUCCGAAGAUGAUUUGGACCCCAAAUCUCGAACUAAGGCUAAUGCCAGUGUGAAGACGGGCAAGCCGAAAACGAAACCGAAGGCCGGAACUAGGAGAUCCCUAGUCGCGCAUUUGGAGGAUCUGCUUUCCCUGCUUCGUUCGACUUAUUUCUCCUCUUGGCCAUUACGAGUCCGUUUCUUUUGUGCUGAUGUCUAUCGUGCAUGGCGGGCCUGGAAUGAUCGUGUUGAUGGUCAUUUGCCCGAUAAUAUCCGGGUUAUUCUAGAUGGAGACAACCUUGCAACGGCACCCGAUGCCAAGAAAUACGAUGAACUCGCACCCGUCGGAAGCAUUAACAAUCUAUCAAUUGACUACACCAGGAUUGAAGAUUAUCUCGAAAAGUCAAUCUUUAUGUUGGAAGAUCCGGAGGAUCUACAGUGCACGUGGGUAGCAAUGAUGCGUGAGCUAAGCCUCCGCAACAGAGCAGAGAAAGAGGCGCGCGCAAUUCUAAGAAAGAAAGAGAAGCGCGUCCGCAAAGAGUCUGCCGCCAUGGAGACAUCUUCAGGACCCCGGUCAUCUUCCAUUGAACCAAGAUCAGUCCCAGAAGAAUCGAGCCAAGACGACCUCGGGCCGAAUUGGUUCGAGGAAGUCGAUAUAGAAUCCGACUCUGAUUUCGAGGGCCGACAGAAGCACCGCCCGACUCGACCUCCACCAAAGCUGGAGAUCGUGAUUGAAGACAGCGACUGGGAUGACGCAGAACUCAUUGAAUGA
Penicillium griseofulvum is the source of this 1026-nucleotide messenger RNA. RefSeq names its product structure-specific endonuclease subunit SLX1. Gene Ontology annotation, molecular function: 5'-flap endonuclease activity; crossover junction DNA endonuclease activity. Gene Ontology annotation, biological process: double-strand break repair via homologous recombination. Gene Ontology annotation, cellular component: Slx1-Slx4 complex. The transcript is spliced from 3 exons. The record is from RefSeq and is a predicted model, not a curated record. NCBI's taxonomy places the organism in Eukaryota, Fungi, Ascomycota, Eurotiomycetes, Eurotiales, Aspergillaceae. The coding region runs from base 1 to 1026 and encodes 341 amino acids.